AUGCUCACGCAGGGCUCACUGCCGCUGAUUGCGACACUUAGCGGUGUUUCACUUCAUACUUUCAUAUACAGGUUUGGGGAAUGGGACACGACUUCUGUGCUCCUCGUGCAAAUCUAUACCUUCAUCUUCGUGGGCGGCAAUCUAGCACUUUACCUCGAUUUAUUGACAUCGACUGGGCUCGGGCUCUCACCCGUGGCCUUCUCGAGCCUCUGUGGUUACCAUGUCUUGGGUGUUUACACUAGCAUGCUCGUUUAUCGAUUAUUGUUCCAUAGACUCCGGAGAUUUCCUGGCCCGUUCUUUGGCCGUCUGACAAAUUUCUAUGCGACAACAUUGUCGAUGAAUCUACAGAAGCCCAGAGAAGUCCAGAAGGUUCAUCGUGAAUAUGGAGACUAUGUCCGGCUGGGUCCAUGCGAGCUAUCCAUUGCGGAUCCACAGGCAGUGAAGGUAAUAUAUGGUACCCAGUCUUCUGUGACCAAGGGCCCAUGGUAUACGCUACUGGAACCGCGCGUGCCUCUCUUCAUGGCGAGGGAUAAGCAAGAGCAUGCACGCCGUCGAAAGGUUUGGGAUCAGGGGUUUAGCACCAAAGCACUCCACGAUUACGAGCCCAGAGUAUCAAAAUACACCGAUCAGCUUCUCCAGGUCAUUCAUAAAAAUGCCGGGAAGCCGAUAAAUAUCACCCCGUGGUUCACCUAUUUUUCCUUCGACGUCAUGGUCGAUCUUUCUUUUGGCAAAACUUCCAACAUGCUGGUUGAUGGGACCGAAUCUUACAUUCUGCGGACAAUCCGCACAGACAUGGCCAAGGUUGCUUAUUUCAGCCACUUGCCUUGGCUUUUCCCUUUUACCAAAAGAGUGCCAUUUUUGAACAGCAACUACCUUCGCUUUUGGGAAUGGAUAGCUAACCAAAUCUCUGAGAGGGCCGAGUGCGAACAUGAACGACCUGACGUCUUUUCCUGGAUUCUUAAUGAAUACCGCCAGGGGCUACAGUUGCACCAAGAUACGCUGAAUCUACACGGAGAUGCUCAUCUGAUCGUCGUGGCCGGAAGUGACACAGUAGCUACCUCCCUCACCAAUGUUUUCUGCCAUCUUGCUUGUAACCCAGCGAUCGUUAAAGAACUUCAAUCUCGCCUAGACGCACUCCCAGAUCUCGAAUCUCACUGGCUGGCCCAGAUUGACUUGUUUGACGCUAUCCUCAACGAGACAUGGCGGCUUCAGUCUCCCAACCCGUCUGGAUUACAGCGCGUCACGCCGGCGGAAGGGCUAAAGAUCGGCGAUAAGUUCAUACCCGGGAAUGUCGUUGUACAGGUUCCUACGUACACUGUGUAUCGAGACAGCCGCGCAUUCGAGCGCCCGGACGAAUUCAUUCCCGAACGAUGGACAAGUCGUCCUGAGCUUGUGAAGGAUCGCUCUGCUUUUAUUCCGUUCGGCUCAGGACCCUACGCAUGUGUCGGGAAACGACUCGCCUCGAUGGAACUACGACGCGUCAUCGCCGUGAUACUCCAUAGUUAUGAUGUUACUUUAGCACCAGGGCAGUCUGCGAAGGCCUUUUGGGAGGGCCAGCUGGACACUUUUACGCUGGUGGCGCCGUCAUUGGAAUUGGUGUUUACGAGGAGGGAACAGGUUUGA
Molecule: messenger RNA, 1623 nt
Organism: Aspergillus bombycis
Lineage: Eukaryota; Fungi; Ascomycota; Eurotiomycetes; Eurotiales; Aspergillaceae
Product: cytochrome P450
Exons: 7
Coding region: 1-1623 (540 amino acids)
Molecular function (GO): monooxygenase activity; heme binding; oxidoreductase activity, acting on paired donors, with incorporation or reduction of molecular oxygen
Source: RefSeq, a predicted model, not a curated record